GGAAAUAAAAUAAAAAGUAGGCGUUGUCAUCAGUGUUGUAACAUGGUUGAUGGUUACAGUAACCGUCACAUGGUUGAAAUAUCCACGUGCGUUUUUUCGUUUUAAAUUCGUUGUUUAUAUAAUUAAUUGUGUACGAAAUGUCUCCUCGAAGAAUCUGCCGUGAUUCAAAAGGCAACAGAGAUAAUAAACCGCGGCCGAUUAGCGUGAAACGUAAAUCUCGUCCGCUGAAUCGACAUGAAAUGGAACAGGAGACCGCGAGCACGAGUAAAUCGACAAAGAAACUAAAAAUGAAUGAAAAAAUUGACAUUGCAGUAAACGCGAGUUUCGGAUACCGAUUGAUUAAUUUUGUUUCGGUUUUUAAUGCACUCAGUGACUUAGUGAAGUGUAAAAAAUGUGACGGUGAAGUUACAUUUUUGGAAGGCAGUAUUCGAGGUCUUGGAUUUAAGUUGAUUGUGAAAUGCAAGUCUUGUGAGCCAUCUGGUAUAGAUUCCUGCCCGUUAAUAAAUUCAAAGGCAUAUGAAAUCAAUCGCAGAAUCACAUUUGUAUUUCGAUUAUUAGGAAUGGGUUAUGCUGCAUUAGAAAAAUUUUGCGGAUUGAUGGAUUUACAAAGGAGUUUUACUGAAAAAUUCUAUAAUGACAUUAGCACCCACAUUUUUGUGGCAGCUGAAUCCAUUGCAGAGAAAUCCAUGCAAAACGCAGUGAAACUUGAAAAAGAGGCAACAGAAAAAGGUGGUUUAACAGUUUCUGGAGACGGGACAUGGCAUCGACGUGGAUUUUCAUCACUUUUUGGGCUAUCAACGUUAAUCGGAUACUAUACCGGAAAAGUGGUGGAUAUACUAGUAAAAUCAUCAUAUUGCAAACAGUGUGAAACGUGGGAAAAGGUUUCUGCGACCCCAGAGUAUGCGCUUUGGAAGGAAGAUCACAUGGACAGAUGUCAAAGCAAUCACGAAGGCUCGGCAGGAAAAAUGGAGGUUAGUGCGAUUCAAGAGAUGUUUCAACGAUCCGAGGAAAAAUAUGACGUACAAUAUCACAAUUAUAUUGGUGACGGUGAUAGCAAGACCUUUAAAGCUAUAUUAGAUUGUCAUCCGUAUGAGAAUGCUACAGUCAUGAAAAAAGAAUGCAUUGGUCACAUUCAAAAACGAAUGGGAACCCGUUUGCGAAAUUUAAAAAAGAAAACUAAAGGUCUUGGGGGCAAAGGGAAAUUGACGGACAAAUUGAUAAAUGAGUUGACAAUUUAUUAUGGAUUGGCCAUUAGACGAAACACAAACAGCUGGGAAAAAAUGAAAGACGCUACUUGGGCUACAUUUUAUCAUAAAAUUUCCACGAACGAACAUCCACAACAUCAUCUUUGUGAUUCGUCUUGGUGUUCUUGGUUACAGGCGAAAGAGAAAAAUGAACUAAAUAAUUACAAACAUCCAAACCCUUUACCUCAAAAUGUGCAAGACGCAAUUCAACCAAUUUAUGUUGACCUUACUGCCGAAGAUUUGCUGAAAAGAUGCGAAGGAGGCUUUACCCAGAACUGCAAUGAAAGUUUAAACGCGCUCAUUUGGUCAAUCGCUCCGAAGACGAAGUUCUGUGGUAAGCAUACGAUUGAUUUUGCUGCUAAUACAGCUACCAGUAUGUUUAACGAUGUAUACGACAGUAUUCUUCUAAUGAUGCAAUGCAUGAAUUUUGUUAUUGGGACAAACUGCUUCAACCUGUGCAAAAGUUUGGACGAGAAAAGGCUGAAAUAAAAAAUUACGCCAGCACUAAGGAAGCGCGACAGAAGCUAUUGGCAGCCAAAAAAGCUAACGAAGACAGCUUCCAUGAAGUCGAAGGAGAGUUGUAUGGUGCUGGGAUAGCUGAUUAAUUAAAUGUUUUGCCCGGCGGUGUCUACCAGCGAAGAGUAACAACGUCGCAAUGCUCCGCUUAAUCACUGAUUAUUAAUUGUAAUUCCAUUAUUUUAUGAUUAAA
Onthophagus taurus is the source of this 1953-nucleotide messenger RNA. NCBI's taxonomy places the organism in Eukaryota, Metazoa, Arthropoda, Insecta, Coleoptera, Scarabaeidae. The record is from RefSeq and is a predicted model, not a curated record.